Engraulis encrasicolus (European anchovy) is the source of this 5933-nucleotide messenger RNA. It is a transcript of the gene trim36, whose product is annotated as tripartite motif containing 36. Gene Ontology annotation, biological process: acrosome reaction; spindle organization. The coding region runs from base 450 to 2732 and encodes 760 amino acids. The transcript has 10 exons. Gene Ontology annotation, cellular component: acrosomal vesicle. The record is from RefSeq and is a predicted model, not a curated record. Gene Ontology annotation, molecular function: ubiquitin-protein transferase activity; protein binding; zinc ion binding. Lineage: Eukaryota; Metazoa; Chordata; Actinopteri; Clupeiformes; Engraulidae.
GCGCAUUAUGGACGUCUAAAUUUACAAGCUUCUGUUAUUCUGAGCAGGACUAGUGCCAGUUUGUCUGGAGAUCAGCCUAUCCGCUGACAGCGUUCGGAUGCUGAUCUACUUUUGUCCAAUUAACAAUGUAGGCAAACAAAUCUUUCCCCUCCUACAGCUCGCCUACGUUUGAUCAUCGGCAACUUGAUAUUUAACCAACCUCUUGCAACAUGCGUUACUAUGGCGAUUUCGCUGUCUCCACCCUGUUAAGCAGCACGCUCAGCCUCGAGCUCCUCAGCCAUACAAGUGCUGCUGCUGCCUAGUGCUGACUCACGUUGCCCAGCCGGCUCAUCAAUACAGCCUGGUCACGUUGGUUAAUUCAUUAGCUAGUCGUUGUCCCGCGGUGGUCGGGUAUCCUUCGACUCUUGAGAAAAAGUUGGCGAGAAGCUGCUGGUCUACCACAAGUUAACAUGGCUGCAGUCUCUCGACGUAUUUCGAUGCUGGGGAAAGAUGGUCCCAUCAAGAACAUCGAGCGGGAGCUCAUUUGCCCAAUAUGCAAAGAACUUUUCACACAUCCUCUCAUUUUACCAUGCCAGCACAGCGUCUGUCAUAAAUGCGUCAGAGAGCUUCUUAUGCUUAACAAUGAAGACUCCUUCAGCGCAGAUGGGGGGUCCGAAUGCUCUCUCCCCGGCAGUCCACGGUCCAGAGUUCCCUCCCCAAGCAUGGAGAGGCUGGACAGACUCGUACGAUCAGGAUCCAUCUCUUCCCCCGGAUGGCGCCGCGCCUCGGCGACCCCGCGCAUCACCACCUUCCCGUGCCCCGGCUGCCAGCACGACAUCGACCUGGGCGAGCGCGGCAUCAGCAUGCUGUUCCGCAACUUCACGCUGGAGAGCAUCGUGGAGCGCUACCGGCAGGCGGCCCGCGCCGCCGUGGCCAUCCUCUGCAACGUGUGCAAGCCUCCCAACCAGCAGGAGGCCACCAAGAGCUGCAUGGACUGCAAGGCCAGCUACUGCAACGAGUGCUUCAAGCUGCACCACCCCUGGGGCACGCCCAAGGCCCAGCACGAGUACGUGGGGCCUACCACCAACUUCAGACCAAAGGUCCUGAUGUGCCCUGAGCACGAGAUGGAGAAGGUGAACAUGUACUGUGAGGUGUGCAGGCGUCCCGUCUGUCACCUCUGCAAACUGGGCGGUUCCCACGCCAACCACAAAGUCACGUCCAUGAGCAGUGCCUACAAGAUCCUCAAGGAGAAGUUGUCCAAGAGUAUCCAUUACCUAAUCAGCAAAGAGGACCAAGUGCGGGCUCAGAUAACCGACCUGGAGGUCUUGAUUCAUCAAACGGAGGAGAACGGGCAGCUGAUGGAGAGGCGGGCCAACGAGCACUUCGAGCGGCUGUUCGAGGCCCUGCAGGAGCGCAAGACGGACAUGCUGCACUCCAUCGAGCAGUCGCGCAACCGGCGGCUGGACAAGCUGCGGGGCCAGGUGGACGAGUACCAGGGCAUGCUGGAGAACAGCGGCCUGGUGGGCUACGCCCAGGAGGUGCUCAAGGAGACCGACCAGUCCUGCUUCGUGCAGACCGCCAAGCAGCUGCAUAUCAGAAUCCAGAAGGCCACAGAGUCCCUGAAGACGUUCCAACCCUCAGCCAACCCUUGCUUUGACGAGUUCCUGGUGGACACUUCUAAAGAGGAGGCCAUGCUGAAGGAACUCACGUUUGGUGGAGUCCCCGACCCCCCCAUGAUCGACCUGACGCGCAGCCGCAUCUACAACGAGACCCAGAUCCACUGGCGGCUGUCUGAAGACACCCUGCCCACCGAUCACCACGUGCUGGAGUACCGCAGGUUGGAUGCCGCCGCCCCAGUGGACGAGGAGGGAAGUGCAGGAGGAGGAGGAGGUGGAGGAUGGCAGGCCACGGAGCACGUCUAUGGCUCCAGUGCUGUGGUGUCAAACCUGGAGAAGGAUGCUCUGUACUCCUUCCGGGUCAAGAGCUUCCGGAACGCACUGUCCAGCCCCUAUAGUCCUGAAGUGACCUUCCACACGCCACCCUCCUCCGUCUUCGGCUUCCUCUUUAACGACAAGUGUGGCUUCAGCUCGGAGCGUCUGGUGCUGAGUAAGCGUCGGGACUCGGUGGAGAGCGUGGCGGGCAUGUCCCUGCUGCUGUCGGCCGAGCGCGUGCAGACGGGCAGCUACAUCUGCCUGGACUACAUCAUCGGGGACACGGGCAUCUCCCAGGGACGCCACUUCUGGGCCUUCCGCGUCGAGCCGCACUCCUACCUGGUCAAGGUGGGCGUGGCCUCCGACUCCAAGCUGCUCGAGUGGUUCCACAACCCCCGCGACACCAGCAGCCCCAGAUAUGACCAUGACAGCGGGCACGACAGUGGCAGCGAAGACACCUGCUACGACCUGUCUCAGCCCUUCACCCUCAUCACCGUGGGCAUGGGCAAGGUCUUCAUCCCCAAGGCCACCUCUCUGGGCGCCUCGGGCACCUCCAGUGCCACCAGCGGCGGUGGCAUCGGUAUGGGCGGCGGCGGCGGCGACCACCAGACGAGCCGCGUGCUGCCCAUGCCGGGCCGCAUCGGCGUCUUCCUGGACUACGAGGCGGGCCGCGUGGCGUUCUACGACGCCGACAGCAUGCGCAUGCUGUACGAGCGGCAGGUGGACUGUUCCGGAACCAUGUACCCGGCGUUUGGCCUGAUGGGCAGCGGCGCCGUGCACCUGGAGGAAGUGAUCACCAGCAAGCGCCUUACCUACAUGUGAACAGGAGAGAAGGACAGAGCAGAGCAGAGCGGGAGGAAGAGGGGGAUGAUGAGCGAGAAGGGGGAGAGGAUGGGAGAGUUUGUUGACAUCUGUGCAAGAUGUAGGGGAAACGGGAGAGGGGGAGAAGACAAGAAAGCAGAGCUUUUGUCUCUCUGGCUUCUCUUUGCUUCUCUUGCCUACAUGUGAGAGAGUCUAUGAAAGAGAGAUGUGAACAAACAGAGGAGAGAAGAGGGGGAGUUGAGGGAUGUAGGGUUUUUGUUGCCAUCUGAACGAGUGUAGAGGAGAGUGGAGAAGAGGAGUAGACAAAAGAGCAGAGGGAGGCUUGGCUGUUUCAAUCUGCUUGUUUUUGUCUGUCUGGCUUCUCUUUGCUUCUCUCGCCUACACAUGAGCAAGUCUGGGAGUGAGCUGGGUAGAGCUGAAGAGGAGAGUAGAGUAGACGAGAGGAAGGAGGAGGCUUGCUUGUGUCAGUCCUUUCAUUCAGUCUGGUCUCUGCUUGCUUGUGUGCAAAUGUAGUGACGAGCAAGUGGAGGGAGACAAGGGACUGAAGCCGCUCUGCCUACGUGUGAGUGAAGGGGACCAAGGAGAAGAAAAGACCAGAGGGUAGUUGAAUGGAAUAUCUGGUGGGUGACUGAUAAAGGAGUGCCUGUCUUGAAGCAGGCCACAUCUCCUUCAGUCUGCUUGCAUCUGUCCCUCCUUCUCCCUGUAACGUUCCAAUCCUCCUGAUACAUCUCUUUGCUGUAAUCGUGAAGAUUUUUUUGUUUUAUAUUUAUGGUGAGGUGAUUUCCUGUCUCGAUUCUUUUCGCUGUCUCAUUCAGGUCAUUCUUUUGAGGUUUAAUUCCUAAUUGUUUUUCUUUUUCACAUUCUCUCUACAUAGUCAUUUCUUCUGUAACACGAACGAAAAAAAACAGCGAUAAAGUUUGAACCUGGGAAACCUGGCUGGUUAUGCCUAUGUGCCUUUCCUUACACAGGGGGUUAUGGGAUAUAGACAGAAAGGUGCUCUCUGAAGCUUCGUCACCUUAUUAGCGUCACUGCACACUGCUUACACUUUUCACACAUCCACACGCGUAGUUUCACCACACGAUGCAAUCACGAAUGCACAUCUUACUCGCUCUUUAUGUACUAUGAAUGUCAACUGCUACUAUGUUGUCGUCGUCGUUUCAGUUUGGCUUUUGAACUCACCUCUUUUAUGCACAGUGCAUGGGGCGUGUCAGACGAGCAAACUUGAAUCCCUUACUGUUACUAUCAAUUCUCAAUCUGCACUAAUAUCUUCAUCAUGUUGUAUCUGUAAACUAUAGCACUACCUACACACACUCACACACACACACACACACUGGGCUCUCUUUCUAGAUAUUUUCUUCUGGUGCUCCCUUUGGUGUAUUGUCAAAGUGUUGACACACUGUUGUAUGCGCGUAUGUCUAUUAAGUGCUGGACUGUUGGGGGGGCAAAAAGGAAAAAAAUGCACAUUAGUUUUGGUUUGAAGACACUGUUUUGAUUUUCUUGUAUGACAUUUUUUUAUAUAGUUUGCUUUAGUUUGCAUUGGAUGAAGCACAGUCACACACAUUUCAACACUUUUCACUUGUUAAUGAUGUAUGUACGUUUUGUGUGUUUCUUUGUAUGUAUGGGAUCCACAGCAUAUUCAUGUUGUAUUGUGAAUGUAUACUUUGAGGACAGACGGCUUUAACAUCACUGCUAUGUCUUAAUAAUCAAGAAAAAAAAACAGCAGCGGAACAGCUGUGAUGUACAUCUUACAGCACCAAUGCUGGAAACAUCAUGCAGCAGCAGUAUGGGGUCAGUAGUGUUGCCUUUAGGGCUCAGGCUGUGCGUAUUAUGGCCUUUUCUCUCUUAUCUAUCUAGUCACGUGUUUGGGACACACUGUAGCAGAGGUGGUUGAGUUUUAUGUUGUGCUUCUGUUGAAACUGAUUGGAAACGGGGAUUUUCAUUUCAGCGUUUUCUCAGGAUUUUUUAUCCCAAAGGGCCUUGUGCUACCUACCUCCUGUGAGCACUGGGGAAACGUUCCAACAAGGUUAUCGCCACGUUUUCUAAUAUCCUAACACACUGACACACUGAACUGAGCUUCACUCACAGUCCUGUUCUAAGCAUUUACUCGAUACUCUCUCUCGUAUAGUGUGCGUCGGCCUGUUUGGUGGUUUUAGGUGGUUGAUAUGCUCUUGAAGCAUUACAGUUACAUAGUGGUUAACACAGUAAGCAGACAUUGAUGGUAAAUUGUAUUUUUCUGUUGUUUCCUAACAGUUUGUUAUAGCUAACAAUGGAUAGGGGGAAUUUUAUCUGAAUUAAUGUGAUGACAGUCAUAUAAAACCAGUCAGAAUCUAUUCAUUCCUGAAAGCAUUUUUUUGUAGUUAUUAACUAUUUUAGUGCUGUCCAAUAACUUAUUGUUAAGUUGUUUUUGUUUGUUAUUUUUUAGUGGAUAAAAGGUUUGACAAAUGAUCUACCUAAUAUUAAGUGUCUAGUCUUUAAUUUAUUUUUGGUGUUGGUAUAAUGUACAUAACCUUUUGAGUAUCUGUUUGGUCAUUCCAUAUUUGAACACACUAAUACUACUGCUGAUCGUGUGUGUGGAUCUGUGCAGAUUGAAAAAAAGAUGUGUGCUCAUGGUUGGUACGUGUGUGUUUUUAAAUUAAGUCAUUUUCUUAUUAUUUUCAUUGUUGCUUGGUAAUUGAAUGUAUGGACAGUCAUUUGGAGAUGAGGGGUUACAAAGUACCAAAAUGUUUUAAUAAGUUUAGCCGUGGUGUUGAUGCGUGUUUUUAAAAGAGUUUCACGGAUCAUGUUCUUGGAAGAAUUUGUAGCAGUAGCAGUUGAUGGUGGUGGUUAUUUCAUAAAGCUAUACUGAGCUGGUGUCGUUAUUGUAAGAGGGUACGUUUUUCUUUUUUGUUUAGUUAUCAGUAAGCAUUUUAAGAAAAUAACGUCAUAUCCUAAGGGUUCCCUGUCUAUUCUAAUCAAUGGAGCUAGCACUUUAUAGCAUGGUCGCCACUUGUCGGUACAGGUCCGUGUGGAUUUUAUGGUGUGUGCAAUAUUUAGAGUGCAAGAGGUGGUACUCCUCUCUCUGUGAGUGUAAUGCUUUAACAGAAAUGAAAUGCUGUCCUUCACUUGUGUCUGCCUACUGUAUGGAUUUAAAUUUUUUGCUGUGUGGGUUUUUUGUAUAAAAAAAGAAAUAAAAAUUAGUGUGUUUCUAAUUUUGAACAAAAA